This is a messenger RNA of Uranotaenia lowii, 7133 nucleotides long. Its product is annotated as CD109 antigen-like. Gene Ontology annotation, cellular component: extracellular region. The record is from RefSeq and is a predicted model, not a curated record. The transcript has 8 exons. The coding region runs from base 744 to 6161 and encodes 1805 amino acids. Gene Ontology annotation, molecular function: protein binding; endopeptidase inhibitor activity. NCBI's taxonomy places the organism in Eukaryota, Metazoa, Arthropoda, Insecta, Diptera, Culicidae.
GUGCCAUUCGUAACGGUUGUGUUGUGUUUUCGGUCUAGAUCCGUCAGUUGCUGGAAGUGACCGUUUCAUUCCGUGUGUCGAUGUGAGCAAGAGAUUCAGGGAACCUGAAGCUGAACCAACACCUCGAUGAAUACAAAUUUCGAGAGCGCGCGGCUUCUUGCGUGAGGCGUAUUGUUGUGUUUUUUUUUUGACGCGUAUUGGGUCUUUGCAACGAGGUGCUCGGUUCGUUGAUGUCCAGUCCAGCCAGAGGUCCGGCCAGAUAUUACUCUAUCGGAAUAGUGCCGGUUACUGUGUGUGUGGGGUUUCAAUUGAAGGUUUCAAGUUUAUUAUUCACUCUCCUGAUUCAGCUACUUGGAGAUUCGAAGUCUAGUGCCUCUCCGUUGGCAGAUCGUAUUUGUUGCAGCAGUGUGGAUUUGGUGUGGCUUAGUUCUGCAGGUUGUCCCGUGUGACGGGUGGUACCCCAAUUAGGUCUGUGAUCGUCCAGUAAUUGUUUAUUGCAGUUCGGUGAUUGUGAAGCUCCCCGGAUCGGGUGCUACAGAUGGGUCAAAGUGCAGUGUAAUCCAUUAACCCAGUGGCGAGUUAACUAAUCGUGCUAGAAGCAGCAGUAAUUGAAUCAACUUUCUGGCGUAGGGUGGAACCCACAGGACGGGUUAAACGAAGCGUGGACCAGUAAUUUGGAGGCUCUGCGAGCACACCAACACAGCCAGAACUUCCGGAACGAUAGGCGUCGGUGGCCUCGCAUCAUGACCACCCGCCAAUGGAACCCGGCGUUGCUGUCGGUGGCGGGUGCUCUGCUAACGCUUUGCUCGAUCCCGAUACUCUCGGUUUGGGCUCAGCAAAACAAUCCCAACGAUGUACCGCGUUACAAUCAGCUAGACCCCUUCAAUCGGCAACGGUUUAGUCCAGCAUCCAACAACAUUCCAUCCCAACAGCAACAGCAACAGCAGCAGCAGCAGUACGGGUUCUCGACUACUAGGAAUCCUAACUUCCCCAACAGGGACAACUUCGACUCGAAUAGCAUCGACAACAGAUACGAUCCAAACAAUCGUGAUCAGAAUCGGGACCGCGAUAGGAACGUACUGUUUCAGUCUUCUACUCCGAGGGAUUUCUCCUUCAACAGAUUCUCGACGACUCCGAGAACUCGGCCCGGUAUUAAUCCUUCGUUCAGCAACCGAAAUUCGUUCUUGGAUCUGUUCAACAACAAUGCACUGGUGAAGGAAAUCUCAUAUUUUGUCGUAGCAUCCAGAAUGGUGCGCCCAGGCCAGAUCUACAAAGUAUCGGUGAAUUUAUUGGAGGCGCAGCAUCCAAUGUCUGUCCGGGCUAGUAUUUCCCGUGAUGGCGUUGAGAUGAGCAAUGAAAUGAAAUCGGUUCGUGUGGGAAUUCCGGAAACUUUGCUGAUGAGAGUUCCACCGACUAGCGUUGUGGGGGAUUACAAGCUAAGAGUCGAGGGAUCGUACGAGAACACCUUUGGCGGGUAUGUGUUUGUCAAUGAAACCAAGCUUACUUUCUCGCAGCGAUCGAUGACCAUAUUUGUGCAAACGGAUAAACCUGUUUACAUGCAGGGUGAAAUGGUUCGAUUCAGAGCAAUUCCAAUUACUACGGAACUGAAAGGUUACGAUAGUGCAGUGGAUGUAUACAUGGUAGAUCCUGAGGGUCACAUUAUGCGGAGAUGGUUGUCGCGGCAAUCCAAUCUGGGAUCAGUGAGCUUAGAGUACAAGUUAUCGGACCAACCGAUCUUUGGAGAGUGGAAAAUUCGCGUUAUUGCUCAAGGUCAAGAAGAAGAAGGCAAAUUUAACGUUGAAGAAUACUAUCAAACGAGAUUUGAGGUCAACGUAACCAUGCCUGCUUUCUUUUUCCAAACCGAUCCAUACAUUUACGGAAGGAUAAUGGCCAACUUUACAAACGGAACUCCGGUAAAAGGUAACCUAACAUUGAAAGCCACGAUACGGCCAACAGGAUGGAUGAACCCGCGAGCUAUCAACCAUAUGAAUCGUGUAUGGAACACCGGAAAUAGGCGUGAGCUGGACCCCAAUGUACCAUACUAUCUGUUGAACACUGAUCCCGAUCUAUACAAUCAACAGAACACAUUCACUAGCCAGCUGAACCCAGAUCCACAAAUGUACGAUCAGCGUUUCCAGUCCAACUACCAGGACACCUACAUUUACGAAAGGCAUUUCAACUUUGAUGAAGAAUGGCCCUUCUGGGUUAAGAAACCGAUAGAAAGUGAUGCUCAAUGGGAUUCGUGGACCAACACCUAUCGAGACACUCUUCCCUAUCUGCGAUACUUCAACGGAACUUAUCGGUUCAGAUUUCCAAUGUCCGAGCUGGCCCAGAUAUUUCCAACGAAUCUAGCGUCGGGAAUGGAAGUUCUGAUUACUGCACGUGUUGGAGAACGAUUUUAUGACGAAGUCAUCGAGGGUUAUGCCAUGACUAGGAUCUACAAUUCCUCCAUAAGGAUUGGUUUUAUGGGUGGAUCACCACAAGUAUUCAAACCGUCAAUGCCAUUCACGGUGUAUUUGAUCGCCGAAUAUCACGAUGGCUCGCCUCUGCCUAUUGAUCCGCUAUAUCCGGGCCGAAUGGAAGUAUCGGGAACAAUCGAUAGUCGAAGUGGAGGUGGCAGAAAUACCUUUGAAUCAAAGCUGCUCACAAUGUCUGAGCAGGUCGGUGUUUGGGAGCUAAAAAUCGAUCUCCGAAACGAUCUUAAUCUUGAGAAUACCAAACAAACGAACGAUUUCUUGAAUGAGAUUCAGUCGAUGCGCCUAUCAGCCAGUUAUAUCGAUCCGUCUAACGAGCGUGCGACUACCGAACUACUGUUAUUGUCUCACUUUUCGCCGAACAAUCACAACAUCAAAGUCACGACCAGUACCAAGGAUGCCAAGGUCGGAGAGUACAUAAUAUUCCAUGUGCAGAGUAAUUUCUACAUCAAGGACUUCCACUAUAUCGUGAUGUCCAAGGGCAUUGUGCUUGUGACGGGUAACGAGAUAAUGUCCGGUGGAGUGCGAACGUUGUCCAUUACUCUUAGCGCCGAAAUGGCCCCGGUUGCAACGGUGGUCGUGUGGCACAUUGGCCGUUACGGGAAGGUGAUUGCCGAUAGUUUGACAUUCCCGGUGAAUGGCAUUUCAAGGAACAACUUCACGGUGUUCAUCAACAAUCGCAAGGCUAGAACUGGCGAAAAGGUCGAAGUGGCCAUUUACGGUGAAGCUGGAUCCUAUGUCGGUUUAUCCGGCAUUGAUAAUGCAUUUUAUACUAUGCAAGCUGGCAAUGAGUUGACUUAUGCUAAUGUGAUCAACAAAAUGUCUUAUUUCGAUGAACAAACGAAUGGUACGUUCAAACAGAGGUGGAUUUCUCACGAAGGUGAUCCGGAUGAGUUGGUAUAUUAUCCCAGUUCUUCGUUUGGAGUAGAUGCAAAUAGAACGUUCGAAUAUGCCGGGCUAGUUAUAUUCACGGACGGAGUAAUUCCUAGACGUCCGAUGUCUUGUGAUCCGGCGUUGAACUACAGUGAGUGUCUGAGUGGCCGAUGUUAUAGAAGUGAUAAGCGGUGCGAUGGGUACUUUGACUGCGAGGAUGGAACCGACGAGGCCGGUUGUGAGAAUAGGAACGCAACUGCCCUUCAGGAUUUCCGAAAAUAUCGGUUUAAUAGGAUUUUGAGGCAUUACCAGAACGUUUGGCUGUGGAGAGAUAUCAAUAUUGGACCACACGGAAGAUACAUUUUCAAUUUAGAGGUACCGCAGAUUCCUGCUCUUUGGAUCAUAUCGGCAUUCGGCGUGAGUUCAUCGCUAGGUUUCGGAAUGAUAAAGAAACCAUUGGAAUACGUAGGAGUACAGCCGUUUUUCAUUAAUCUGGAAAUGCCAACCGUGUGUCGGCAAGGCGAACAGGUGGGAAUACGUGUAGCGGUGUUCAAUUAUCAAAUUGUGGACAUCGAGGUCACUGUAGUUUUGCACAGUUCUCCGGAUUACCAAUUCGUUCACGUUGAAGAGGACGGCAUCGUUCGUUCGUACAAUCCACGAACCUCUUUCGGAGAGCAUCAAUUCUAUAUCUACCUGAAUGCUCAAGAUUCUUCAAACGUAUAUCUACCAAUUGUGCCAACGCGAUUGGGUGAGAUCGAAGUAACAAUCCAUGCAUCAACGCUCUUGGGAGCAUAUCAGAUCAGCCGAAAACUGAAGGUUGAACCAGAUGGUCUAACGCAGCAUCGACAUCAAUCGAUGUUGUUAGAUUUGAGUAACCGUGCUUACUUCUUCCAAUAUAUGCACGUAAAUGUAACGGAAACUCCGAUCAUUCCCUAUGAAAUCGAUCGUUACUACGUAUUCGGAUCCAACAAGGCUCACAUAUCGGUCGUAGGAGAUGUUGUGGGUGCUAUCUUCCCAACGAUGCCUGUCAAUACGACCUCGCUUCUGUCACUUCCGAUGGAUUCGGCAGAACAGAACAUGUUCAGUUUCGCAGCUAAUUUUUAUACCAUCCAGUACAUGAGAGCUAUCAAACAAAGGAACAAAAAGACGGAGAAAAAUGCUUUCCACUUUAUGAACAUUGGAUACCAAAAACAGCUAAGCUACCUCAACGAGGAUGGAUCGUUUUCGCUAUUCCGUGCUGACUGGAACCAGUCGGAUUCAUCCGUUUGGUUGACCGCAUACUGUGCUCGCAUUUUCUCGGAGGCAUCGUUCUACGAGUACGAAAACUUUAUCUACAUCGAUCCGAUAGUGAUCCAGAAAAACAUUCACUACAUAUUGCAACAUCAAAAGGAGGACGGAUCGUUCUGGGAAGUUACCUGGAUGCCUGAUCGAAAAGUCAACCACUCUUCGCCGGAUGUUAGGAACGAAAUCGUACGCUCCAAAAAUAUAACGCUAACGGCACAUGUACUUAUUACGCUGUCGUCGGUGAAGGAUGUAUCGGGGAGAUUGGGAUCAAGUGUGGCUCUCGCCGAGCAAAAGGCUCUCCGUUUCAUUGAACGAAAUAUCGGAUUGAUAAAGCAGUUUGGAUCGGCUUAUGAAAUUUCGAUUGUAAGCUACGCCUUGGCCAAGGCUAAAGCCCCCCAAGCGGAACACGCCUUCAAAAUUCUAGCUAGUCGAAUGAGAUCGAUAGGGGACCUUGCGUACUGGGGCAACGAUGAUGUGCCCAUGCCGCCCACCAAGUUGGAAAAUCAAAAGUACUUCACAUUGCCGCGACUGCCGUACAAAUAUGAUGCCAUGAACAUCGAAACCACUGCCUAUGCCCUGUUGACGUACGUUUCCCGGCAGGAGACGAUCACUGUGGAACCAAUAGUACGGUGGUUGAACUCGCAGCGUUUAACCGACGGUGGUUGGGCUUCCAGUCAGGACACCGGUAUAGCAAUGAAAGCACUGACCGAGUACAGCACCCGAAAUCGAGUAGCGGACGUUACUUCGUUGACUCUCACGGUGGAGGCCACAUCGUUGCCGGGGGCAUCGAAAAUUUUACACAUUGGGCAGAACAAUCUGGCCGCCAUCCAGGGUAUCGAGAUUCCAAACGCCUGGGGUACCGUAAAAGUGCAGGCAAAGGGUGUUGGCUAUGCUAUACUUCAGAUGCACGUGGAGUACUCGGUUGACGCACAGAAAUUCCAAACAGAGCCUCCGGUGCGAGCAUUCGAUCUGACGACUAGGACAAUCUUUCACGGUAGGAAUCAGUCGCACAUUAGCUAUGUUGUCUGUCAACGCUGGACUAAUACCGAAGAAUCAAUUCGAUCUGGAAUGGCUGUACUAGACGUCGCGGUGCCAACGGGAUACAUCAUCCAACAGCAGCGACUAGAUUCGUACAUCCUGAGCAAACGGGUGCGCAAUCUGCAGCGAGCACGUUUCCAGGAGCGGAAAGUACUAUUCUACUUUGACUAUCUGGACAACGAUCCUGUUUGCGUAAACUUUACCUUGGAGAGGUGGAUGCCUGUAGCAAAUAUGUCCCGCUACCUUCCGAUUCGAGUGUACGAUUACUAUGCACCAGAACGUUUCAACGAAACCAUCUUCGAUUCACUGCAAACAUAUCUGUUGAACAUCUGCGAGGUGUGCGGCAGUUCCCAGUGUCCGUACUGUUCCAUCUACAACGGGGCCAUCAGAAAUCCUGUGCCGGUGUUGCUGCUUCUGCUGGCCAGUAGUUUUAUCAUCGCUCGCCACUAUCGGAUAGUCAAUCCUAACAGUUGGAUCUUCUGGAACGAUUAAAACGAUGUACUCGGAGAUGCGUUUUGCUGCAGAAGCGCCGUUGAAGUGCGCAAGUAUCGUGUAAAUAAUCCCGAGCCUCUAACGGAAAAGCAAGCAAAAAAAAGAAAAACUCAUGCAUGUGGACUUUCUACGAACCUUUCACUGCAUGCACGGUUUGAUUUGAGACAAUUGUAAUAAUGCAACAUUUGUACUAUACCGAAUUGAACACAAAGUUUCGAUUUCCAUCCAGUUGUUGUUUAGGAGGUGAACAGAAAUCUGUAACACUCUGGUUUGUUCGAACUGCCCGACUAUCGAAUGUAUGAACCAAAAGCUUCAUAACAUGAAGUGUACGAGUUAUUGUUUUAUAUUUUUAUCGAGUCUUUUUUCGGUUAGACAUAAUUAUAGUACGAAUUUUAUUCGUUUUUUCGCCGUAACUCUCUCAACAAGAUAAUAGAUGUAGUUUAUUUUUAAAGUCUGUAACAGCAGCAUAGAGAAAUCUCCAGGCCGUCCAAAUCAUCUGGUCAUAUUUUCGUGUACUAUUUUAAGAAUAACGUAGAAUUUUGUUUUGUCCUUAUUUUUUAAAUCCAGGUUAGCUAGGAAGAAGUGCAAAUCGUAGCUAUUCAGAAACAGAAUCUCGAGUCUAGAUUACUAAUAUUAAAAUAGCAAAAAAAUUCUGCAUAUCGAUUGCUUGAAACAACAGAAGAUACAAAAGUUAGGUGCCUUAGGGAACGAACAUUCAGCCAAUUUAGAAUGCAUCCUCGAAACAGUAAACCACAAAUAGACACUCACAUACACCGACCCACAUUUGAAAUGUAUGUAUGUAGGUAUGAGUACCCCAAUCGAAACCAAGCAAUGUAUUUUUAAAACUAGCUAGCAGCGAAUGCCAUCGAUAUCGAAUAUCAUAUUGAAUGCAUUUCUAAUGGAACCGAUAACUUAAACAAUAUGAUAAACAGUGAAAUACAAAGAAGAUAAAUGUAUCGUUUUCAGUAAAUG